GGUCAUAUGGUACAGAUUUAUUCGAUCCGGGAAAACUGUUAGCCGUCACUUUAACCAUGUUUUGGAUUCUAUUGUAUCAUUAUACCCAGAGUUUGUUAAACAGCCAAGCUCAGAAACACCACCCGAGAUUCAGAUGAAUAUUAGUUGGGCUCCAUACUUUCAAGUAUCAAUUUCAAUGACAAUCAAUGUAUAUGUACGUUGCUAUACUCAUACCCUGAAUAACAAAUCCGACCCUAAAAUAAAUUUGACUCUAUGCAUAUAGGACUGUGUUGGUGCAAUUGACGGGACACAUAUACCGGCUCUGGUCCAGUCUGCAGAUCAUGUGAGCUUCCGCAAUCGAAAAGGAUUCCUCUCACAAAAUGUACUCGCGGCAUGUUCAUUUGACAUGAAUUUCCUUUACAUAUUAGCCGGUUGGGAGGGUUCAGCCUCAGAUGCGCGGGUGCUACACAAUGCUUUGACCCGAUCAGAUGAUCCAUUACAUGUCCCGCAUGGUACUGGUUAUAUCUCUCCUAGAUUACCCAUCCAUUUCAUAUUCACAAAAUAUUCGAGUGUCCAUUUGAUGGAACAUUCAUUUAAAUGUGUAGGAAAAUAUUAUGCUGCCGAUGCUGGAAAUGCACAUUCACCCAGUUUUAUGGCUCCAUACCACGGCAUGCGAUACCACUUACAAGAGUAUCGAACCGGGAGAGCGCCUGUGAAUAUGAAAGAGCUGUUUAAUUACCGACAUGCACAAUUAUGUAAUGCAAUCGAGCGUUGUUUUGGUGUAAUGAAAAAUAAAUUUCCCAUAUUGAAGAUGACCAUUCCGUAUGAGUUUCACACACAAGUGAAAAUUGUUAUAGCAUGUUGCGUUCUACACAAUUUCAUACGAUCCGUACUUCAGUCUCGUGACGAUGGAUCUUUUCCUGUAGAGGAGAGUAAUCCAACACCUCAUGAGGUGUCAACAAAUGACGAAAGGCAAUGGUUGCUAUGCGUCACUCAACAAGAAAAAGGAUACUUGGAAUCAUGUGCGGGAUGAUAUUGCUGCUUGAAUGUGGGCAGAUGCGCAACAGAACAGUAGGAGGAGAUAGUCAAUUUACUUUUACUUCUUCCUUUUACAAUUUUACCUGCAAACUGAAUAAUAUUUAAAUCCUCGUAAUAUUUAUUACUUAACUAUGGAAAUAUAGCUGUGUUGCACAUGGAUGCACCAUAUUUUUGCUCCACAAUGUCUCAUGUUCUCAGCAGAAGAAGAUUGACUUUGUAUGUAAUUAAUGUGUACUUGACAUAUGCUGCAUAGGUGACAUGGUAGACCCAAGGUCUAAUGAUAGUUCAACACCGACACAAUCACCGCUUAGGACACCUGUGAUGCCGACACGAAAUUCACCACGUGGGAAGACAGUCAAAUCCCUCGCUAAGCCUCUGUCUCGAGCGGCUAAAAUAAAAUGGAGUGCAGAAAUGGAUCAAGUGUUUUUCGACGUCCUGCUAGAACAGGUUGCUUUGGGACGUAAGGCAAAUAAUGGUUUCAAGAGGGAAGCCUACCAAGUAACAGCAGAAGAGGUCAUGAAGCAUACAGACAUACCUGUCAACUGGCAGAAUGUGCAGAACCGUCUGAGGUAUUGCAAGCACGAAUAUAUUGUCGUCAUGGACAUGCUAGCAGCUAGUGGGUUUGGAUGGGAUAAUGAGCGCAUGGUCAUUACGGCCCCUGAUGAGGUCUGGGAGGAUUACCUGAAGUCUCACUCGCGUGCUACACAUCUACGCAGGAAAAGGAUUGAGAGAAUGGAUGACCUUGUGGUCAUCGUCGGCUCCGAUCAAGCAACUAGAUGAUAUACGCAAGGAAGUACGACUAUGGCCACGUCAUCCAUUAGGAUUCAACGAGAUCUCAAUGAGUCCUGGAGAGACGCUGAAGAUGAUCUGGAGGAUACCAUUGACCUCUCUCAGGACCAUGUAGCGGACUUGUCAAGCGAAAUUUUUUCCUCAGAUACUCCAUCGAUGGGAAGACGCGGAACCCAUGACACUCCUAGUCUGACUCCAGAGUCUGACUGUAACCGAGAUGGGGGUGCAUCAAAGAAACGUAUGCGGCCUCCUUGUCCCUGUGAUGUACUCGGCAUCUCCCUUAGUACCGUUGCAGAGGCUAUGCGCGAUUUUGGCCUCAGCAAGGAGGUAAAUCGUACUACAAAGGUACUUGAUGUUCUUGAGAAGGUGCAAGGGUUGACCAACUCGGAAUUUAUCAAAGUUGGGCAACUGUUGAGCAGGGACGAGAAGCUGGCAUCAUUUUUUGUCAGUCUUCGACCCGAGAGGUGCGUUGAGUGGCUGAGGAGAACACUCCACGAGAAUGAUGUCAAUGUAGUAGUUGGGUCGGUCUGACAUGCUCUUACCCGUCGUUGUGUUGAUCUGUUGUUUUAUGGGACUGUAAUAACUUUUUAUACACUGGGGACUGUUUGUUUGAUGUUUUUUUUUUGGAUGUUUGGAUGACACAAUUGGUAUAUCGUAUAUACUAAUUUA
Messenger RNA from Magnolia sinica, 2475 nucleotides. RefSeq lists its product as uncharacterized. The record is from RefSeq and is a predicted model, not a curated record. The transcript has 2 exons. Bases 1276 to 1797 code for a protein of 173 amino acids. Lineage: Eukaryota; Viridiplantae; Streptophyta; Magnoliopsida; Magnoliales; Magnoliaceae.